CAAGUGCAUGGCGACAGCGAUUGUAUUAAUAUGUCGGCAUACCCGAAAAGACUGUCAACCGAUGUCAGUGUACAAAAUUGUGAGAAAUGAAUGAAUUCCAGCACAGAAGAUAUAUUCACGAAGUCUGAAACUGAAGAGAGAACGUAUUUGUGAUCAUGGAUCCAAAAUCUCCUUCAAGACCUUCAUCUGGAUCACGGUCACGCCCAGGUUCUGGAACAAUGACUAGUGCUCCUUCUGGUUCCAAGUCAUCACGUCCAUUAUCAGCCAAGCAGAAUACCUCCCUUGCCCCUGAAAGUCAGCCUCCAGAAGCCAAACCUUCUGUCCCUGCAAGGCAGUCUUCAUCCACCAAACCACCACCCCACCCCACCCCACCCCCACCAAGACCACCUUCUCCCCAGGUCAAAGUUCAAAUCCACCCCCACCUGCACAGUCCUCAGGCCCCCUUCCCCCACCUGUAGCACCUCCACCCAUGCUGCCAGACAGUUCUUCAGAAACAGGACUGUUUUCAUUCAGCAGUCAACCGGAAUUAGUGCCAGGCUCCAGGACUAAAACAGCCACCCAAGAAGGUCCUCAAACUGAAUCAGCAUUUAAAUUUGGUUCUGAUGAAUCUACAGUGGCAGCACCUGUAGACACACAGGCAUCUAAGUCAAAGAUGGGAAAGGGUGGAUUUCAAAAGAGGAAAGCAAUCUCUAAAUCAACAGCGAAAAUGCGUUUGCAAGAAGAGACAGAGGCUAUGUCUUUAGGCAAAAACCUUAACAAUAUGGAUGAGAGCAUAUAUACUGAAGCUGUGGACAAGAGUAAGUUUUUGGAUGAGAGUAGCAACCUAUUGAUAGCCCUGGACAAGAAGAAGGAACUAGGAGUAACCAAGUCUGAUGUUCAGCCUCAGCUGUUCACAUCUGAUCAACUUUUGGCACAGAAGAGGCGCCUCAAGAGUGUCAACAGGAAGGCCCAGUUCAAUCCAGUUAAACUGGGACGGCGAGACAUCCUGCGUGACUAUGAUUGGAACAUGGACUUCCUCCCCCUGCCUGCUGUGUCGGACUCGAUACGCAACGAAGCAGUGACGUCGGACCUGGUAUCCCUUGACUUCACUGGCAUAGAACAACUAACAGACAGUCUUUUCCUCUUGUUCAAAUCUACAAGAUCCACUUUCCCUUCCAUGCAGAAGUUCAUUGCAAAUGGGUGUGUUCAUCUCACUGACCAGGGGUUGACAUGGGCAGCAGGGCUCUUUCCAAAAUUAUUAGGGGCAGAGCUUCACGGAUGUCCUAAAAUAACAGAGAAAGGGAUCCAUAUGUUAGCCAAGACGUGUCGCAAGCUACUCAACCUGGGAAUAGUUGGUACUGGAGUUUCCAAGCUGCCAUCAAAACUAUGUGAAACAAAGGUGUCUCAGGUGAUGAUAGAUGGCUGUGCUAUCAUCUCUGGCUGCCCCAAGUUUUCUGUCAACCAAAGUGUUGCAAGUAAAGAUGAAAGCGACUCUGAAGAAUAUGUGAAACUCCCAAACUACAAGAUUGUGGUACAACGUGAUGUGGACAUAGAUGUCAGUGUGACAUCGCUGUUGACUGGCUCAGCAAAUCAGAAGCCUUCCCCUGGGCUAAUGUACAUGAAGGAUUGGUUGCCUGACCCCAGGAGGAAACUUAAAGGCAAAUUCAACAUCCUGGAGGUUCCAGCAGAUAGUCCCCUGGUGGACUCACUGCUCAGUCCUGGCUGCAUCAUGGUGGUGGCCUACACACCCACACAGGCCGACCCUGCAGCCCUCCACCUCCAUCUAGCACGCAGAGUAGCAGCUGCACUGUCCAAGUGUCGUGACGUCGUGGUGAAAUUGUUGGCCGUACAGUCUGGAGAGGCAGUCGGGUCAGCGGAAGACAUCUUGAAUAAUGUGAAAGAGAGGCUACAGAACUGGAAGGGGGCGAUCUACAGUCAGCUGGAUUUUCUAACAGAGCGUGCUUGGCGUCUGGAGUGCACAGACUUCGUGGGACAGAUCGCCAUGGCAGCUGGACAGGCAGACAAGGAGGCUCUGAAGGAACUGCUGGAGAAAGACCUCCUGACAACACUCUCUGUGAGUAAGACCACCCGAGAUACAUCAUCUAUCAGUGACUCAUUCUACAAGUCUGUGACCUCCAUGAUCGUGCAAUUUCCAUGGAUCUUCAACAAAUAUUCAAAGGGAGCAUUGGAUGCGCUGACGGAAAUACGUCCUCGAACCUACUGGAAUCUGGAGAAGGUGUUCUACAAUGUUGCCGAAGACACAAAGCGAUCACUUAAUCCUCGCAACAGUUUCCAGCACAUUGGGAAGCUGUUGCAGUUGCAGAAUACCAUGGGAUUUGCGCUGUACUUCCCCCAUGUGAAGGACAGCCCCUGUGUUACAGACCUACCUCAAUUUGGGGAAAUCCUGCAGAAGUUCCUGAUGAGCAAGCCACCACAGAAGACCAGCAUUAAAUGUUUGGGUUCAGAUAUUCCAGCCUGGGGACCGAGUCAGCUCAAUACAUUUCUGGAGUCCUUUGUCCAUCCUAUUCAGGCAGAAGGCUUGCAUCACCUCCUGAUUGAGCUGGGCCUCCUGCUGCCUUUCCGUACCACCGACAACUCUACACAGUGCUACGUCCUGACAGCUCAUCUACCCUCACUCCCUGCUGUGGAGCUGUCGCACCUCUGGGAGGACGUCUGCCCGUACAGUACACUUCAGGGCCAGAAGUUCUACACAUUCCUGCCUGGCAUUCCGCAAUCCUUCUUCCCAGUCUUGAUGAGACAAUGUAUGAAGGUGUUUCCCCCGACUCUGCUGUGGAGGACCGGUGCCCUCUUCCAGCAAGGACCAGUGUUGGUGCUUCUGGAGUUACAGACCAAUGACGGCACUGAUCUAGAUGGGUCGCCCGUGAUAGCCGUCAGUGCCCGUCUGCCAUGCUUAUCCACAGCUGACCACACGAGUACAGAGUUCUCAAGAUCUUGUGUCUUCGCAACUCUCAACAUUGUCUGUCACUGUGUGGAUUAUCUCAUCAGAAAGUUCAACGUCUAUGCCUAUGUGACGACGCCAUGUCAGAGCUGUUUUGCUGGGAUGAGUCAUGAGAUGGCGCUACAGAGAACGGUCGUGUACCAUUUCAGUGCUGCCGUUGUCCUGGCCGGGCAUGACCGUGGUCUCCACUGUAAAUAUGAGCGAGAGAAAAGUAAUGCCAAGAAACGAGCUGACAAACUGCAGCUGCUUGGAGAAGAUAUCCCCAGCAUUGUCCCCUACCAUAACUACAGCUACCUAGCGGCCAGCAACCCCGUGGUGGAAGCAGGGGACCCAGGAGAGGAUUUCCUGGAGGAGGGCUCCACUCUCCGGAAGAGGGUCACCGUCAGUCCUCGGAUAGACAGGUGCUGCAUGUGUGAUGUCGGCCAGGUGCUACUGUGUCAUCACUGCGGUAUUUGUCGCACCUGUAUCGGACAUCUUGCAGAAAUUGAGAAUUUUGUCAAACCAAGCUUCCUGGGACCACACCACAUUGUAAUGCGAGAUUUGUCACAAGUGAAGGAGGAGAAAAUCCGCAAAGAUGGACACUUCAUUUUUCAAAAUCACAUGAAAACAGGAAUCAGUGGAUGUAUGCUGUGGCCGAACAAAGGGAUUGAUUAUCACAUACUUCAACCCCUAACGCCACAAUACUUCAAUAAACUUACAUUUAUGCCAGUCAUGGCAAAAGAUCUGAGCCUGAAGCUGAUUAUGAAAGGCUAUGAUCAUCCUGUGGUGUACAACUGUUCGUUGGGCACCAUCACUCACAGAGGUGAGAAGAAGUUUGAAGAAGACGAAAGCUGGAAGUGUAGAGGAGGCUACCAGGUACAGCUGGAGAUGAUGGAUUCCAAGGAGGCAGGCAUGGAAGAUGUUGUCAUCAGCUUGUGCGGGCAAGAGAUCUGGCGGAGAAGGUACAGAUGUUCAGAAGCCUUCAUCAUACUGAGUUCCAAUGACUCUGGAAGUGUCAUCAUGCAUACACCUAACAUAAAGUGGCGCCAAGGACCUCGGUUUGAGACUGGUAUGCAGGUCGCCAUCACAACCCUGGACACACACGGGAUUGAGGGGGUCAGGGUCGCUCAAGUUGGAGUUCCAGAUGCAAACUCGUCUGUUGGUUUUCUCCGACUGACACCUGUACACACGCCAGUGACAGGCUUCCUGGUAACAGUCCAAACUGGGGACAAGGACAACUGUGGUACAACGGCCGAUGUCUUCAUACAGCUGUUCGGGGACAAGGCCGAGACAGAAAAAAUACGCCUGAAGAACGCCUCAGACACAUUGUUCCAGAGAAACUCGAAGGAUGAGUUCAAACUCCAAACAUCAGACAUUGGCACCAUUACUAGUAUCAGACUUGGUCAUGAUGGUGUGAGGCAGGAGGACAGCUGGUUCGUGAAGAAUGUCAUCAUCCAGACACCCGUCCUGGAGCUAGCCACCAACUUCAACUGCAACUGCUGGUUUUCAGCACACAAGCAGGACCAACAGAUUGCCCGUCUUUUCUUCCCACAAAGCAGUCAGAUGAAGGGUACCCUGAAGGAAUACUACAACCCACUGAGUGACAGCAUUCAGCCUCUAUCCCUGCAGCAGUGGAAGGACAUCACAGGUCACAGCGGCGAGAUAGAUGCGGACAAGGCUCCUAGUUUGGCUCCAAUGUGGCUGUUUCAUGAGACCCAGUUGCAGAAGGACUAUCGAUCAUUUCUCACAAACGACAUCCCCAAUGUAAACAAUCUCAUUGUACCCUGCACUGAAGUACCCCUACCAUCAGUUGUGUGGUGUAAGAUGAUGAAGAUGAGAGACAAGCUGGAGAGGAUUCUCUUCCAAUAUGAGAGCUUUGACUUUACUGGAAGCUCCAAUGUCCUGCUGCCACAGCAGGUGAGUGAGAAGGAAGCUGAUUGGCCAUCACCACAACUGCUGACCACUCCCACCAACAUGCACCCACUGUGUUAUAUCCGAGGUGACAUGACCACGGUGGUGACACUGCGGCCAACGUACACUCUGCCGGACAUUAUGAGGCCUUUCUGGGCCUCCCAUCUCAUCAGCUCCCAGGGGUUUCCCUUUGACCUUGACCCCAACAACACCAACACAGUGCCUGUCAUGUGGGCGUGGCACUUCGUGCUGGCGCUCAACAAGCAGUUCCAGCUGCCAGACUAUACCGAGGUGUUCCUCAACCCUGACACCCUGCCCUCUACAGACAAGGUGGUGUCACUGCUACAGUUCUACUUCACCCAGAUGUCUUACCGCCUCUUUCUCACCCUGGAUCCCAGCUUCUCUCUGGAGUACUUUGAGGAUGAUGACGUUGUCACUCAGGCAGUUGGGUCAGUCCGCUACCCUGUUCUUGAGAACUUUGACAAGGCUGGCCUUGAGAGGAUGAUCACCCUGUUUGGGGAGGAUGAGAUUUAUCUGUGUAAGUCUCACUACAAUGCAUGGCAAGCCAAUAAAGAACUCAGUGAGGUCCCGCUCAUGAAGCUCAGUGACUACUCCGCUUACCUGCUGUCCCUCCACCUACAGGGCAACAACCUUUCCACCAUUCCUAAACAGCUCUUCCAGCAGCUCCCAAACCUUCAUGACUUGGAUAUUUCCACCAAUCAGAUUCAAGAAAUUCCUGAGGAAAUCGGUCUGUGUACAAAGAUGUUGAAUCUUUCAAUGCACCGUAAUCAAAUCUGUGAUAUUCCUGAAAGCAUCGCUAACAUGACAGAGUUGAACAGGUUGGACAUCAGCAACAACCUUCUGAAGGAAGUCCCAGCAUGCAUCUGCAAGUUGACGAAGCUUGUCUGUUUGUAUAUACGGACUAUGCAGCUGACUUCGCUACCAGACGAAAUAGGGAACCUGACACUUCUGGAGAAGUUCUAUCUGAAUGAGAAUGCCAUAUCAGAACUUCCUCCCAGCUUCACCAAACUCACUAACUUGAAGCAGCUCUCACUGAAUGGUGUGAGCUGGGUCAAGAUCAAAGCCAACACGAUUCUUUCCAAGAGAAACUUUGAGAAUACCCUCAGGGCAGCCAAUCUCCAGCACUUCCUGGACAAGAAUGAACAGGACCGGACAGCAAUCUUCCAGUACUUUGAUGAGAACACCAAUGGUACGCUGGAGCCAGCGGAGAUCGGGAAGCUCAAUGCAACCAUCUUCUACACCUUCCCCAGAUUUGGUUACAUGGGCAGCGAGCCUCCAGAUGAGGACACGCCGUGUGGCUUCCCACAGGAGCUGCUGAGCCUGGAGAAGCUGGAGUAUCUGAGUCUGCAGUACCAGGGCAUCGUGUCCGUCCCAGAGGACAUCGGCCGUCUCAAGAACCUGAAAGUCCUGAACCUGAGCCACAACCCUUACCUCCUGUCCAUCCCCGCACAGACAGGCAGCCUGCCCCUCAAACGACUGGAACUUGACGAAUGCCCAAUGCUGAAGACCCCUCCUAAAGAGAUAAGAGCUAAGGGAUUUUCUGCCACAUGUGCCUACCUGCGCCGUCUGCUGAGUGGGUCUGUAGAAUGUCGGAGAACCAAACUCAUGAUGGUAGGGCUGGGAGGUGCAGGCAAAACCAGUUUGGUGAAGGCAUUACUGAGUGGCAGCCACAAGACGAAGCUGAGUGUUGGAGAGGAUAUCACAGAUGGUAUUGACAUCUGUCCAUGGACAGUGGCGACGGACGAUGGUCAGGUGACGUACAGCGUGUGGGACUUCGCUGGCCAGACUGUGUACUACAACACACAUCAGUUCUUCCUGUCAGACCGAUCCAUCUACAUGCUACUGUGGAACAUUAGACUGGGACAUGAACAUGCAGGACUGGACUUCUGGCUCAACUCCAUCUCUGUACAUGCUCCCAAGGCUCCCAUCUUUGUUGUGGGUACUCAUGUUGACCAGGUGUCAAAGGUGGAGAUUCCAGUGAAGGAGAUGCAGGCACGAUAUCCUCGCAUUGCAGGCUUCCACUUUGUAUCCUCCCACUCAGGACAGGGUGUAAAAGAACUUCAGGACCAUGUGCUGGAUGUUACCCUCCAGCAGCAGUACAUGGGGGAGAAGAUACCGGGGGUGUGGCUCAGCUUUGAGGAACAGAUCAAGAGCCUGAAGGACAGCAGUGUGAUAGAGUACAAGGACCUGGAGAAGAAGGCCCAUGUCUCUGGAAUCUUCUCCCAGUCAGAGGUGUCCCAGGCUGUUCAGUUCCUGCAUGAGCUAGGAUCCCUCCAGUACUUCACCAACGAUUACCUCAAGUCCUACGUAGUGGUCAACCCUCAGUGGAUCGUUGAUGUUAUGGCCUGUGUCGUGUCUGUCAAGGACUCCCAUAUCAAGGAUGGUCGCUUGAGACAUGAUGAGAUUCAGAAUGUAUGGCGAGAUUACCCAGAAGCCCUCCACAGUUGGAUGUUGCGACUGACAGAGGAGUUUGACCUGACGUUCCAGCUGGCAUCAGAAGAGGUCAACCUCGUGCCCUGCUUGUUGCCAGAGAGGGAGCCUGAGUUCAGCUGGCCAGAGGUACAGAAGAAUGGAACCAGUCGUGAAACCAAGAUGGUAUACAAGUUUGACUACCUGCCUGCCGGACUCUUCAACAGGGGACAGGUGCGGCUACACCAGUUCAGUGACAGUGCCAUGAUAUGGAAGAGAGGUUCAUUCCUCCGGAAGAACAAGCAUAUAUGUCUUAUACAGCAGACCAGGGAGUCUGAGCUGAUAGUACGAGCCCAGGGUCCACGUCCCGAGAACAUCGUGUUCCUUGUCCAUGAGGUGUUUGAAACUCUCAUAAUGGAGUCCUUCAAGGGCGUAACCUACGACUACCUGUUGCCCUGCCCGGACUGUCUGAAGCUGGUGCUGAAAGAUCCCCACAUGUUUGCGGCAUCCACCAUCAGACGAGCCACAGAACUGCGGGCACCAUUCCUGCAGUGCCUCAAGUACUUCCACACCAUCUCUCUUGUGGAACUUCAAGGGAUGAUGCCACCAGACUCCCAUGCCACCUAUGACAUCCACCUGGUGCAGGCUGUGCAGGGCCUGAAGGAGCUGUCCAAGGACUUGGUGGCAGAUAUCUUUGUGUCGUACUGUGAGAAGAAUGCACCUGAGGACAGAUCCAACAGGAUCAUCAUCCACCCCUCGACUGUGUGCAGCGACCUGGAGAAGGCAGAUUAUAAAUGCUGGUACCAGGAAGAGUCCCACAAGAACACCACAGAUGAGAUGGCCAAGGCCCUGAUGGACGCAGGGGUCAUCCUUGUCUUCAUAUCCAACGAGUAUGUGAAUGACGAGAACUGCUGUAACCUGUUCAAGUAUGCCCGUCUGACGCUACGGAAACCCAUCAUCUUGGUCGUGGUGGGAUCUGGCAUGGAGUGGAAGUCCAGUAGACUUGGCAUUCUGCUGGCUGAUGAGGUGUAUGUGACCAUGCAGCAUCCAGACAGAUACAAACACAAGUUUGAUGAGUUGAUGAAGGUGUUGAAGGUCAGGGUCAAGAAGGAGACAGAGAAUCAGGACUUCCCGCCAUGUUUCAUCAGCUACUGCUGGCAGAACUCCGCUGAGGCCGUUGCAAGGGGCACAAGAUCUACAGAAGGUGCUGUAGGAUAUGGUGAUCCACGAGCUAUAAAGAAAUACCUUGACGACCAUGGAGUCCAGUGCUGGCUGGAUGUUGAGCGAGUUGGCCUGCACGGCCUGUUUGAGGAUAUUGCUGAGGGUCUCCUAAAUGCUCGGGCUGUGAUUGUAUGUGUCUCAGACCAGUAUGCUGAAUCAGCCAACUGUGCCAUGGAGUUCCGCUACGCAGCCAACACUCUCAAGCUGCCUGUUGUCCUCGCUGUGGUGGGAACAGGAAACAGCUGGAGAGCCUCAGAGAUUGGUGUGCUGUCCCUGAAAUACCCUAUAGUCAGCUUCCAAGAGAACAACCAGAAUGCCUUUGAUAAACUCCUCAGUAUUGUGAAGGAAACUCUGGCUACAUCCACCAUCACUCUCACUCCCAAACAGAAAUUGGACAAAACCAAUGAGCAGCAGAAGGACCUGUCUUACCAGGAGCUAUGUGAGCUGGCACAGAGGAAGUUCCUGCGGCAGAUCGUGCAGUAUGCGGAGGAGCAGGACAUCACAGCACCGUAUCCCAGACUCUUCCUCAUCGACUUUGUGAAGGAGGAACCAGCAGCUGGUGAGGACACCCCCCAGAAGGAGACGUCCGAGAAGGAGACACCCCGGACACAGGAGACACAGGCCUCAGCACAUCACGGCAGCAAAGACUUUCUCAAACACCCCCUCUGUAUCCACUUACUCUGUGAACAUGAUGAGGGAUGGCACAGUUGCGGGGAGCCUCUACCCCUGGUGUUCAGCAACACCAGCCUGGAGAAGUGUGUGCCGUACAUUGCCAGAAUCACUGCCAUUGCUCAGUACAGCAAGAAACUGGUCCUCAAUUGCCUGGCUACAGAGGCAGGACGCGAGUUUAUCAAAUGGGUGGAGGAGAGCCCCCUGGUGGUGGACUCCUCUGACUUCUGCCAGAUCUAUCAGGACAUCAGACAGGAGGCUAUACUGGCAGACCCAGACAGAGCCAUGGGCAAACUGGCAAGACAGGAGGCUAGUAUAUACUGGCAGACCCAGACAGAGCCAUGGGCAGACUGGCAAGGUAAGUUCAAGGAAAACAUUGGAACUAAGAGAGGAGGCUAUACUGGCAAACCCAGACAGAGCCAUGGUCAAACUGGCAAGGUAAGUUCAAGGAAAACAUUGGACGUCAGACAGGAGGCUAGUAUAUACUGGAGGACCCAGUCAGAGCCAUAUGGGCAGACUGGCAAGGUAAGUUCAAGGAAAACAUUGAACAUCAGACAGGAGGCUAUACUGGCAGACCCAGACAGAGCCAUGGGCAAACUGGCAAGGUGUCAUCUACCCAAUGGAAAGACAGUUUGGCUGUGUGAAGAACAUCGGAACAAGAUGCGAGUGACGGUGCUGAGUGAUGAGGCGGCAGUGACCUCCCAUGGGUCAGGUGACCUUGGACGGGUCGACUACAUGCUGGAGGCUAUGAAGGGGCUGGACAUGCGGAAGGUGCCUGCUGGGAUACGCAGCCUUGCGGUGGAUCAGAAGGCAAGAAGGACCACACACACCGGAGGAGGAAGCCAUGUGCGCGAGGCUUCUGGUAGCCAGGACGAGGUGGAUGGUGCUGGGGAAGACCUGGAGAAGCCAGAGGAAAGGCCAUCAAGUGAUGCCUCAAACACAUCCCAGGCAUCGAGUCAACAGUCGGCUGUUAGCCAGUUGUCACAGUCAAAUGCAUCUCCAGCACUCAGGUCUCUCAAACCACGAGGGACAGCUCGACGUCCUCGUAUUGGAAACAAGACAAAGAGUAGAGCCUGCUCUGUCAUGUGACAAGGGUCAUGAAGAAGUAGGUCUCCCAAGGCAACACUAGGCAAUCAUGUGACCUUGUCUUCAAUAUGAUGAUAUUGUGUUACCUUUUCUGAAACAACUUCUGUAAUUUUGUCCACUACAUUCAUCAAUAAGCUGUUUAUAUUAGAUCUUCAACUGGUCUUAAUUUGUUUAGCUGAGCAUGUGGAGGAUGAAACUGGAUGUGUACCUAAGGUUAUGAGUUCAGGUUUCCUCAGUUCUGAAUGAUUGUAAAAAGAUCUGUCUUUCAUGAGAUUAAUCAUUGAGAAAAACUUAAGUGCUAUUGCAUUUAUCUACUUGCUGAAACAAACUAACCUAUGACGUUGUGUAACUUGAGCUAAAUUUUCUAUUGGUUCUUGAACUUUGUUUUAAAUUUAG
Molecule: messenger RNA, 10630 nt
Organism: Haliotis rubra (blacklip abalone)
Lineage: Eukaryota; Metazoa; Mollusca; Gastropoda; Lepetellida; Haliotidae
Biological process (GO): signal transduction
Molecular function (GO): protein binding
Source: RefSeq, a predicted model, not a curated record